Glarea lozoyensis ATCC 20868 is the source of this 1815-nucleotide messenger RNA. RefSeq lists its product as uncharacterized. The transcript has 3 exons. The record is from RefSeq and is a predicted model, not a curated record. Bases 1 to 1815 code for a protein of 604 amino acids. Lineage: Eukaryota; Fungi; Ascomycota; Leotiomycetes; Helotiales; Helotiaceae.
AUGCGCGUCGAUAUCACGUCGGGUGGAAAGAGACGCCAUGAAGACUUGAGCAAAAGUCAACAGGUUGAUGAUCGGUCUAGAGAUGGGAAGUCAGUUAGUGAGAUGACUGAGCAUGUGAUGGAUAGUAUUGUAUCGAAGGCCAACGACCUCAUUACUUCACACCGACGCUGGCUGGAUUCACAUCUCAGCAAACGCUCACAAUCACCUCAGUCAACGGCAGCCUUGAAUACCAGCACAACCUUGAUACCGGCUUCCUACACCAAUUCGGCAUUGGAUCUUCCCACAAGUUCGUCGCGCAGUCUGGUACCUCUCGUCACUACACGACCAUCAGCACGAGACCAAGACGCAUUCCGCUCGUCUUCAACAACACUUUUCCCUUAUCUCAUAUACAGUAUCUCUACUUUAUCAUCCCCAAUAUUUUUUCCGUCAACUAUUGACCCAAUUGAUUCGCAGCGAGCAAGGAAUUAUUCUCAAUCAACAUCCUCUUCGCUCACCAGCCUAUCUUCAGCGCUUACCCCAGUUAUCGUUCCUCGUUCUACAGCUCCUAUAAUACCCGGGAGACUCAGUUCAACUACAAUCAUCUUCCUUACUGUUAGCAGCUCUCGAGCUUCUAUACCCCAGAUUACAUCUAUACCUCCAAUUACGAGUACCACCGCUACCUCUGUUGAUAACGCGGCGGAACAAAGUCUAAGUUCUGCGAUCAGCAGCGCAAAUGCUGCUAUUACAUCCGCCCAGUCGAGCGCCAGUGCAGCUUUGGAAAGUGCAAGUCAACAGCUGGGCGAUGUUAGAGCUAGUGCAAGCUCUGCGCUCCGACAUGCUCAGAGUUCCAUAACAGCAAUUGCAUCCCAAGCAACAACCACCCCCACCGCAGAUGCCAGCAAUACUCCAUCAACCCGAACUCUAGCUCUCGCUCUCACAUUCAGCAUCAUAGGCUCAUCCAUCCUCUCCCUCAUCGCCUUCAUCCUCUUCCUCCGCUACCGUCGCCGCCAACAAGAAAAACGCAUGGGCUUCCGCGUCUCCGACUUCACAGGCAGUCAAGACCAAAUCUUCCGUCGCGAACUCGACGAUCCCGUCGCUGGCUACGGCGGUACCGGUUCCGGCACUCGUAUUGGAUAUGCUGAAGGUGGCCGAUUUACCGAAAAACCAACACCGACUUACAGCCCUAAUACCAACGGCCAAAGCAGAUUCACAUUCCCAGCUCAAAUGCCGGAAAGUACCGUCAUGGGCAAUAUUCUCGUCCCUGACGCUGAGAAUCCGAUCCCUAGACAAUCGAGCGAUAAAAGAGUGUUGAUCACGCAGGUCCCAACGUCGAAGUUCUCGACAAAUCUCAUCCCGAACCCAUUGACUCCGGCGAGGAAAAUCACGCUUACGUAUGACCCUGAUAGGCCGCGUGAACCGCCUCGGUUUAGGAGUUUUGGGGAUACGAGACUUCCGCCGCUUGUCACCUCCUCUUCGCAUGUGGCGUUAAGGCAGAACAAUGUUGCGUCUGGAUUUGGUCCGGCAAUGGGCGAGAAGUUGAUAAGUCCGAGUGUUGGGACGAGUAUACGUAGUCCGGUUGGUGGACGGCUGGCUGGUGAUGGGGUUAUGUUCCGCGCGUCGGAGAUUCUGGGGAUUUCGGGGGGUGGUGGUGGUGGUGGCAGGAGAGGAUCUGAGGUUGGUGAUGGGAGGGUUAGGAGUGUGAGGGGGGAGAUUUUUGGAGGGGUGGGGAUGGGGAUGGGAGGGGAGAGGGUAAGGAAAGAUUCUGAUACGCUUGGAGAUGGGAUUAGGAUGGAGAGGGGGAGGAGGAGGGGAAGUAGUAUUGGGACUGCGAUUUAA